Lodderomyces parapsilosis is the source of this 1986-nucleotide messenger RNA. RefSeq lists its product as uncharacterized. NCBI's taxonomy places the organism in Eukaryota, Fungi, Ascomycota, Pichiomycetes, Serinales, Debaryomycetaceae. The coding region runs from base 1 to 1986 and encodes 661 amino acids. The record is from RefSeq and is a predicted model, not a curated record. The transcript has a single exon.
AUGUUCAAGAGACUCAAUCAGAGACUUACUGUCCUGCCACUAGGGUUGGACGAGGCAAUUGAAACAAGCGGCACCACGUCGUUGCUUUCCAAAAUAAACAUGACAAUUGGAUAUAGCGGAAAAUGUUUUGAAAGAUCGUUUACCGCCGAACAACGGUACUCCUGGUUAGGUUGUACAAAGGGGGAUCAAUUGGAUGGUGAGACUAGUUUGGCUGGUCUCGCUACCAAGUAUGUUACCCCAAGCGGCAACAUUAAUAUAAGCCAAGUCAUGGUUGAAUUACAAUCUCGCGUUGCCCUUUCUCAAGAAGAGCUGAUCAACCAUGAGACACAAUCCAUGUUAUGGGAAUGGUAUGACAACCAUGUUGCCUUGUUGUUUAACUUGAUUAGAUUGUAUGUUAUGGCAGAAUUGAAAGAAAGUGGUGGGUUGAAGACGACCGGUACCUUCCCCAAGUAUGACGAUGGCCAUGUUCAAAUUGAUCCAAACUUUAGACUUUUAAAACCUGAUGAGGAGAUAUCAUGGUCAUGGCCUGGAGGUAAAGAGAGCGAAAACUAUCCUCGAUGGACUAGCACCCAAUCGAAUUUGCCUGAGCAUAAUGUCCCUCACAUAGAUUUGAGAGCCUUGCUGAGAGCCGAAGCUAUUGUUGUCUUGUUGGCCACAAGUAAAUGGAGAAGGCAAUCAAACUUUAGAAUUGACUUUGACUAUCCAAAGUUGGCUGACCAAUUAGUGUACAGGUACACCAGGAACAUUCAGGAAUUGGAUGAUUGGAUCCUGGGAAAAAGUGAAAGAGACUUUCCAUUGAGUGACAAGCGUGUGAUUUGGCUGGCUCUUCGCAAAUAUGUUGUUGCAAACAACCUCUACAAUCAAUUUUACUCAGCUGCAAGCGUUUUGUCGCAAUUAUUAUUGACAGUGAUUCCUGAUAGUGCCGAAGGACAAGUGUGGCUUACGGAGAUAGUUGAGGUUGGUCUUCCAAGAUUUGGCUCUGUGCGUGGUUGGUACCCCUUUUUGACUAAUGGAGAGGCUGCGCUCAUUCAGGAAACGGCUUUAGAAGAUUGGGCUUAUUUGAAAGCAAACCCGGGGUUACUAUACUCCACCGCAAUAUCGGUGGCAACAUUAUUACCCUAUGGGAUUGCAGCUCGUAAUAACAACCCUCGGAAUAGGCGGCAGAAUAUUGUUUUAGAAAGGGAUCGUAAUCUUAUCAAACAACCUGAGACUUUCGUGGCAGCUUGCUUGUCACUCGCUUCCGGAUUAAACAUUCCAUUGAAUGGAUCAGAAAACGCUUAUGUUUUCUACCCGGGAAUUACCAGUGAAAACAAAGUUUGGGCUUUACCUUGCAAGUUUAAGCAAGAUGCUGGCUACUUAAGGGAAGGUGACAAACUUGUUGUGACCGGAUUACCGUAUAUCGGAUCGCCGUAUGUGUGCUAUCCGUUGGAUUUGACAGUAACAGAGGCACCAACAAGUGGCCUGUUCAAAAUUCCUAAGCCAUUAAAGUGGAAUCAGCGCGGGGCCUUGUAUACCGCAUUGGAUGCAUGGAAAUUCGCAUGGACCGCUCGAAUUUGUGGUUAUGAUGUGAAUAUUCAAAUCCCAAAGAGUGCAGCUAGCUACUACAAGUACUAUGCUUCUAACGAAAACAGCUGGACUCACAUUCUUACGAAUGGGAUACCCAAUGACAUUGAUGCGGUUCAAAUCAUAUCAUUGUCGAAAAGGAAAUACCAUUUUAUCACAAUCCCAGACUACACAUCCUCAAAUGUACAGGCAGACGUUGACGUUGACGUUAACGUCUCUGUUUUGUGUAAAUACUUUUUUAUUAAAGGAAGACGUACGCCGCGGUUUUCAAACAUUGUUAUUCAAAAAGACGAUCUCAUUCGUCAAAUUCACCCCGUCAGCAAUGAGCUGAAUGGAAUGUGGAGUUCUGUUCAAAGAGCUGAUUGUGGUUUAAUGAUUGGCUUGAGAGCUCCAGUCUUUAUACCUGAAGAAUUCAGGGUUUAA